Messenger RNA from Felis catus (domestic cat), 2390 nucleotides. RefSeq names its product kallikrein-1. The record is from RefSeq and is a predicted model, not a curated record. Lineage: Eukaryota; Metazoa; Chordata; Mammalia; Carnivora; Felidae. Gene Ontology annotation, molecular function: serine-type endopeptidase activity. The coding region runs from base 1056 to 1880 and encodes 274 amino acids. Gene Ontology annotation, biological process: zymogen activation; regulation of systemic arterial blood pressure. The transcript is spliced from 5 exons.
AGAGCCCAAGGCAGGGCUUGAACUCACAAGCUGUGAGAUCAUGACCUGAGCUGAAGUUGGACACUCAACCAACCAAGCCACCCAGGCACCCCCCCAAAUGUGAUUUUCAAUGCCACUUAAUCCUGAGGUUCACUAGCUCGGUGUCCCCCUAGAUCUAAAAAUUUACUGGAACGGGGCCACUGGAUUUUCUAGAGGAUACUCUUGACCUGGAAGGUCAGGUCAUCUGGGUGUCCUGGGUCAUCAGGUGCCCAGGGAGAGGUUUGGGGAGUUGGGACGGGUUGUGAUGUUGGGACCCCAGCAUUUGCAGAACGUUGGAUUUUGAGAUGCUAGGCAACUCGCCCCAGGAGACCUUUGGGAUUUCAUAUCUCAGUCUGGUAAGCCCUGGGAUUGUGGAGCUCUGAGAUCCCAAGAAUUGAUUUUUAGGGGAACAAUGUAAUAAGGGAACUAGUUCCUGCAUCUGGAAGUAUAGGAAUCAGGGAGUUCUGAAAGCCAAAGCUCAUAGUUCAGGGAUGUGGGAAGUUGGGGGAACAGGCAUCUUGGCUCAGGGAGGUGCAGAGAUCAGAGAGCUCCAGAGACAUAGUGCAAGUAUUUGAAGGUACAAUGGGCUUUGGUGUGCAAAAUCUCACUUGGGAUUUAGGCAUCUGAGGCUUUGUAAUGGGCAUCAAGAUUCUCCAAAGCUGUGGAUUCUGUCUUUCUGGGCCUCCCCCUCACUGCGAGCAAGGCGACAGAGCCAUAAGCCCUGGCCCCUUUGGUUUCAGACCCCGGAAUACAUCCAGCAUGGCUAAGGAUAAGCAUGGUUAACCAUAACCAUGGAUAACCAUAAGCAUGGUUGAGGACCUAAGAACAACAGGUGCUUACUCUGUCAUCCCUUCCAUAGGGCUGGGGGUGGGGGGCUGGGGCUGUCCACACCCAGAAGGAAGGGCAGGCCUUGGCCAGCUUCUGGGUGGCGGCAGAGUAGGGGCGGGGCCCUGGGGGUGUAGGUAUUUAAAGCCUCCCCGAGGUUGCUCCCCAGCUACUAGCUCACUGUCUGCCACCUCUUGGACACCCCUGCCACCAUGUGGUUCUUGGUCCUGUGCCUGACAGUGUCCCUGGGGCUGAUCGGUACUGUGCCUCAGAUUCAUCCCCAGGCCAUGGGAUACUGGGGCUGUGAGAAGAAUUUCCAACCCUGGCAGACGCUUGUGUACAAUUUCACCAAUAACAGGUGUAGGGGCAUCCUAGUGCACCCCCAGUGGGUGCUCACAGCUGCCCAUUGCAUAAACGACUAUUACCAGCUCUGGGUGGGUCGCCGCAACCUGUUUGAGAGGGAAGGCACAGCCCAAUUAUUCCACCGAGUUACAAGCUUCCCCCACCCUGGAUUCAACCUGAGUCUCCUGGAGAACCACACCCGCCUUCCGGGAGAGCACUACAGCCGUGACCUCACGCGGCUCCGCCUGGCAGAGCCCGUCCAGAAAAGAGAAACUGUGAGGAUCCUGAAGCUGCCCGUCCAGGAACCCAAAUUGCAGAGCAUCUGCUACAGUUUUGGCUGGGGCGGCAUCCAACCUGUCACAUACAUAGGCGAUGUCCAGUGUGUGGACCUCAGACUCCUGCCCAGUGAUGAAUGUGCCAAGGCCCACUCCCAGAAGGUGACAGAUCACAUGUUAUGCGCCAGACCCUGGGAGGGCAACAGCGACAACUGUCUGGGGGACUCAGGGACCCCACUGAUCUGUGAUGGUAUGCUUCAAGGAAUCACGUCCUGGGGCCACAUCCCAUGUCGCUGCCCCACUACGCCUGCUGUCUACACCAAAGUGAUGCCCUAUGUGCAGUGGAUAAAGAGACCAUAUUGGCCAACAGUUGAAUGCUCCUGCCCUCCCCCUCCCCUUACUCAAAUCAAAUACACAUGAAAUUCUGGCAUCCUCUGGCUUUUAGAUGUGGAGGACCCACCCAGCCCGUGUCCCAAAGUGGAAGGGUGUGGGACACAGAACACCACAAUGACCAGAGGCGCAUAUUCAUUCAGGCUCCAAGAUCUGAGAGAACUCGAGAUUGAGAUUGUAAGGUUAAAAACGACCCGAGAGGACCUGAGUGAAUCGCCCUUGGGAAAUGUGGUCUGUUCUGUAGUACGCACAUAAGGAUGUUUUGCUCAAAGGAAGCCAGCUGUAUAUAGCACAGUGCGUUCACUCCCUUCUUUGUCUUUGCUUCUGUCGUAAAGAUUCUUAUCAGAACAUAUGUAUCUGCUAGACUGCUCUCCUACGCAAGAUAUGUACAAUAGCUGAAUCAGAUGUACAUUGUGGACAUGCUUUGCUAAGUUUCUGUUAAUCAUUGCUGACCUGUUUUUCCUGAAAACGUAUAUAAGAAGAUGUACAAUAAACCUUGGUGCCUCGGGCUGUUGGCUCGGGGUCCCCUGUGCCUCGCUA